CAAUUUCUAGGUUCAGUACACGCGCAUGCGCCUAUACAGCGGCGCCAUUUUGAAAAAAGACUUCCAGAAACUGCACAUAUAUUGAACUGGGCAAGAUGGAGAUCAACGACGCCAAUUUGCAGACUCUAUCAGCGUAUCUGCUGAAAACGCUCUCCCCUGACGUGAAUGAACGAAAACCAGCUGAAAAGUUUCUGGAAUCAGUUGAAGGUAACCAUGGAUACCCAAUAUUAUUGUUACAUCUGAUUGAGAAGUUGGAUGCAGAAAUGACAAUCAGAGUAUCUGCGUCGAUCACAUUUAAGAAUUAUAUCAAGAGGAACUGGCGAAUUCUGGAAGAUUUUCCCAACAAAAUUAGUGAUGCCGACAGACAAACCAUCAAAACAGAGAUAGUAGGAUUGAUGUUAAGAAUGCCUGAACAAAUACAGAGACAGGAGUUGAAACACCUUAGAGCUGGGUUCAGGUAUCGUCAUGAAUUUAAAUCUCAAGAACUGUGGACUGAAAUUAAAAUGGUCCUUGACAAUUUUGCAGCUCCACUAACUGAACUUUUUGUGGGUACCAUGGACCUUUCUAAACAAUAUUCCAAUGAUGCUUCAGCUAUCAAAAUAAUCUAUAGUUCACUGACUCUCAUCUCUAAACUCUUUUAUAGUCUCAACUUUCAGGAUUUGCCUGAAUACUUUGAAGAUAACAUGAAAAUAUGGAUGCCUAAUUUCCAUACACUGUUGGUUACGGACAACAAGCUGCUGCAUACAACUGAUACGGAAGAAGCAGGACCAUUGGACAAACUAAAAUCCCAAAUUUGUGAUAAUAUAGCGUUGUACGCUCAGAAAUAUGAUGAGGAAUUUCAACCAUACUUGCCGAACUUUGUGACCGCUGUGUGGAAUCUACUUACCAGUACUGGACAAGAAGUCAAAUAUGAUCUGCUUGUCAGUAAUGCUAUUCAGUUUUUGGCUUCUGUUGCUGAACGUGCUCAUUAUAAGAACUUAUUUGAAUCACAAGACACCCUCACCAGCAUAUGUGAGAAAGUUAUUGUUCCCAACAUGUACUUCAGAGAUACUGAUGAAGAAUUAUUUGAAGACAACGCUGAAGAAUAUAUUCGACGUGACAUAGAAGGAUCAGAUGUGGACACGCGACGACGAGCAGCGUGUGACCUUGUGAGGUCGCUGUGUAAAUUUUUCGAGCAACCAGUCACUCAGAUAUUCUCUCACUAUGUAUCCAGUAUGUUACAGGAGUAUGCCACUGAUCCUGUGAAACACUGGAAGAGUAAAGAUGUUGCUGUGUACUUGGUGACAUCCAUAGCUGCCAAAUCUAAAACACAAAAG
This is a messenger RNA of Saccoglossus kowalevskii, 1316 nucleotides long. RefSeq names its product exportin-2-like. Gene Ontology annotation, cellular component: cytosol; nuclear envelope. The record is from RefSeq and is a predicted model, not a curated record. Gene Ontology annotation, biological process: protein import into nucleus; protein export from nucleus. Lineage: Eukaryota; Metazoa; Hemichordata; Enteropneusta; Harrimaniidae. Gene Ontology annotation, molecular function: nuclear export signal receptor activity; small GTPase binding.